CUUAUUCGGAGCCGCUGAUUUUCCAGUCGCUUUUCUCUGAGGUGAUAUUCGAUCUCUGGCUUGCCUCCAGUCUUCAAGCUCACGUAACCUAGACCAUCAAUAUCAACCAGGGUUAAAUUAAGCCGUGAAGAAGGAGAUAUGUGGGGAAUUAUAAGGCAAAGGGUCGCCUGCAGAAGCAUUCCUGCUUCGAUUUUGGAGCAGUCCUUACAGAGGAUUCCGAUUCGGCCCGUAGGUUAUGCCUUGAGGAAUUACUCAUCUACAGCAAAAGAGAUGACAGUGCGUGAUGCUUUGAACUCAGCACUUGAUGAAGAAAUGUCUGCAGAUCCUAAAGUCUUUUUAAUGGGUGAAGAGGUUGGCGAAUAUCAGGGUGCAUACAAGAUUUCCAAAGGGCUUUUGGAGAAAUAUGGUCCCGAUAGGGUUAUUGAUACUCCCAUUACAGAGGCGGGCUUCACUGGGAUUGGAGUGGGUGCUGCUUACUAUGGUUUGAAGCCUGUUGUAGAAUUUAUGACAUUUAACUUUUCAAUGCAGGCAAUUGACCAUAUCAUUAAUUCUGCUGCAAAAUCAAAUUACAUGUCUGCUGGUCAAAUAUCCGUGCCUAUUGUUUUCAGAGGACCAAAUGGUGCUGCUGCCGGAGUUGGUGCUCAGCAUUCCCAGUGCUAUGCAGCAUGGUUUGGUUCAUGUCCAGGGUUAAAGGUGCUUACUCCAUACUCAUCAGAGGAUGCUCGGGGUCUUCUAAAAGCUGCUAUAAGGGACCCAGACCCUGUUGUUUUCCUAGAAAAUGAGUUGCUAUAUGGUGAGUCCUUCCCUGUUUCAGCUGAAGCUCUUGAUUCUAGUUUCAGUCUUCCAAUAGGGAAAGCCAAGAUAGAACGGGAAGGAAAGGAUGUGACCAUUACGGCUUUCUCAAAGAUGGUUGGCUAUGCUCUCCAGGCAGCCGAGAUUCUUGCAAAUGAAGGAAUUAGUGCAGAGGUUAUAAAUCUGCGCUCAAUUCGUCCCCUUGAUAGAUUGACAAUCAAUGCUUCUGUCAGAAAAACUAACAGGCUUGUAACUGUUGAAGAAGGGUUCCCACAACAUGGUGUUGGCGCUGAGAUCUGUGCGUCUAUUCUUGAGGAAAGCUUUGAGUAUCUUGAUGCCCCUGUUGAGAGGAUCGCAGGGGCUGAUGUCCCAAUGCCUUACGCUGCAAAUCUUGAGAGGAUGGCUGUCCCACAGGUUGAGGACAUAGUUCGUGCAGCAAAGAGGACUUGCUACAGAUCAGGUUCAAUGGCUGCAACUGCUUAGAAUUAGUGGGAACAUCAGGCAAAAUUUUGGUUCUUGUGGUAUUUCCUUGUGUAUGAAAGUAAUUCUUCACCCACCUGUGUUGGUGUUUUUUUCCCUUUUCUUAACAGCUUGGAUUAACAGAUCCACUCUUCCCGUGUAAUAUCAAAAUACAUAUGGAAAAAUACUAAAUUUCUAACAUUUCCUUGUUUUUUGUUAAGUCAUAUCUUGGAGAGUGAUAGCUUGGAAAAUGACAUUGAACUAAGUAUUUUGGGAGGCUGAAAGAAACAAGGCAUCGUUCAUUUGUUUGUUUUCUAAUUCAGUGUUGUCAUUCUCAACAUCUUUAUGCUGGCAAGUCCUCUUUGCUGAAUGACAACACUGCAUUGGCGGUGGUGGUAGCGGAUCUGAAGCUGGUGUCCGGCAUGGUCUUCGGCCUUAACUGUUUCAUUGAG
This is a messenger RNA of Ilex paraguariensis (yerba mate), 1703 nucleotides long. The record is from the annotation of a GenBank genome assembly. Lineage: Eukaryota; Viridiplantae; Streptophyta; Magnoliopsida; Aquifoliales; Aquifoliaceae.